AUGCUCUCCAAAUUUCUGCGCAACAUACAGGACAGGGCUGAUUUUCUCCCCGAGAGCCUACAGUCUCCUUAUGCUCUGACCAUCCUCACCCUCCUGCUUGCCUUCUCCUUGAACUACGUCUUUGGAGUCAUAAACGCACUAUCAUCACCCCUUUCUCGCUUACCCGGACCUUGGUAUGCGCCUUUCACAACAUGGCAUCUCAAUUACGCUUUUGCUCGAGGUACAAUUUGGAAAAAAGUCGAACAGUGUCACAAGAAAUAUGGAUCAAUCUUCCGCCUUGGUCCUCGUCAUAUCUGGGUCUCUGAUAAGGAUGCCGUCAAGACCGUUCUGAUGACAUUAGACCUUCCCAAGGUCACAAUGUACGCUGAGAUCGCCAGGGAUCGAAAACAGCCUGGAUUGUUCGGAGAGAUUCGACCGGAUCCUCAUAAACAACUGAAAAAGCUCAUGUCACCUGCUUUCACUGUAGCUUACAUCGACGACCUCGAGUUUCUAUUCUCCGAGUGCGUUGGGGAUCUUAUCAAAAGUUACGUUGACAAGCUGUCAGCUUCUGAGUCUGCUGGAGGUAAUCGGCCGACGGUGACGGACUUGAUGAAGGAUUUUCAUAGUCUGGCACUCGACAUUAUGGGCGAGUGCUCCUUUGGCAAAGGAUUCGGCCAAACGAACCCGAAAAAGACAAUUGAGCCUGAUUUUGAUGAUAAAGUCUGGAAAAACAUACCCGCAGCAGUUUUCAGCGGCAUGUCACGAAGAUAUCAGUCUGGCAUCCAGCUUGUUUACAUCAAACGGGCCCUGAGAAGGUUCGGAAUCGAUCUUCGCUUUGAUUGGCCCAAAGAAAUGAUUUCAGCCAUCGCGGCGGUCACAAAGGGCAGAGCUGAGAGCAGCGAGAAUGCUCGUCCUGAUCUUCUCCAGCAUGUGAUUGAUGAAGGAAUCAGUCCCAACCGCGGCGACAAGAUGAGUACCAAAGAGAUCAUUGAUCAAAUGGCUGAACUUAUGCUUGCCGGAUCAGAAACCUCCGCCGGGACGAUGGCCAACCUUUUCUUGGAACUGAUGAGGAACCCAGAUGUCAAGGCUAAAUUGAUUAGCAGCCUGCCGGUCCUCAGUCCCGACGAUCCGAUCAUUUCAAGCAAGACGGUCAGGACGGCGCCGCAGUUUGAAUACCUUGAAGCAUGUAUUAAGGAAGCUCUUCGCCUACACCCGAUUGCAUCGGAAAUGGGACGGCGCACAGGUGAUUCUCCCAUAAACCUGAUGGGAUACGAUCUUCCACCCUACACGGUGGUAUCAGUCUCAUACAGAUAUCUUCAUCGUAACCCUGAGCAUUGGCCUGAGCCGCUACGAUUCUGGCCCGAAAGAUGGCUUGAGAGCCGCCCUGAAGAUGUUCCGCCGCCCGAUAUGCAAGCGUACUAUCCGUUCUCCGCGGGCAAACACACAUGUAUUGGAAAGAAUUUUGCCCACGCUGAGAUCAGAAUGGUCGCCGCAAACAUCCUUUCACGUUUCGAUGUGAAUGAGGUUCAAGGACAGCAGAUUGAUUACAGACAGUACAUCACGAUGCAAAUGGCCAAUGGAUCAUGCAAGGCUUACCUUUCGAGGCGGCAAAAAACUUGA
This is a messenger RNA of Penicillium oxalicum, 1599 nucleotides long. RefSeq lists its product as uncharacterized. Bases 1 to 1599 code for a protein of 532 amino acids. The transcript is spliced from 7 exons. Lineage: Eukaryota; Fungi; Ascomycota; Eurotiomycetes; Eurotiales; Aspergillaceae. The record is from RefSeq and is a predicted model, not a curated record. Gene Ontology annotation, molecular function: monooxygenase activity; oxidoreductase activity, acting on paired donors, with incorporation or reduction of molecular oxygen; iron ion binding.